Messenger RNA from Synchytrium microbalum, 426 nucleotides. RefSeq lists its product as uncharacterized. Lineage: Eukaryota; Fungi; Chytridiomycota; Chytridiomycetes; Synchytriales; Synchytriaceae. The coding region runs from base 1 to 426 and encodes 141 amino acids. The transcript has 3 exons. The record is from RefSeq and is a predicted model, not a curated record.
AUGAAUCUAGUUUUAAUCUAUCGUUUAAUCUAUCUUUCUUCGCAUCCAGGAAGUCUUGCAUGGAAGGCCGGAUCUCUCCUCGGAGCUACAUCCGUAAUAUUAGGAGCAUUUGGUGCUCAUGGCUUACAAUCUCGUCUCGCGUCGCUACCAGAUGGAGCUCGUCGUCUCGAUAACUGGAAGACUGCUGCCCACUAUCAAGCUAUACAUUCUCUUGCCUUACUCGCACUCUCAAUACGACAAUCCCAAACACGCUCACAAAGUAGAGCAGCGACGUACUUGUUUAUUGCUGGUGUUGUGGGGUUCAGUGGGAGUUUGUAUCUGUUGACGUUGGAUUCGGAGAAAAAGUAUCAUAAAGUUUUGGGACCUAUUACUCCUUUGGGUGGUCUGGCUCUUAUUGGUGGCUGGGUCGCUCUUUCUCUCUUGUAG